GUCAAACCUCUAUUCACGGACAGGAUCAUACAUAUCGAACUUAUCACGGAUGUGAUAUUCUCGUGCUGCUCACCCGCAACGCUUCUCCGCAUCGCCAGAACAUGUUGCGCCGCACACAUCUCCAGCCAUGCCUACAUCCGUUCCACGUUCAGGAUCGACCCGUCACGCUUCUUCCAAAACCCAUUAUCCUUUCGCUCCCUGCAAGCUCGCACAGGCACCCUUAUUGCCGGCUCCACUGCCCUGCAGUUCUUCGACCGAACCUCGUUCCCCAACUCGGACCUCGAUCUGUACGUGUUCAUGCAACACUGCAGAGAAGUGGGCCUGUGGCUGCUGGCUGAAGGCUACAGCUACGUGCAAGCGCGCUCGGCUCAUGCUGAUUUCGAGUCGGCAUUGGGAGACCUGAAUGACGCUCCGGUCGAGGUAUACAACAUUCCCAGCGUCGCGCGCGUUUUCACGUUUUCAAAGUCCGCGCCAGACGGGAAGGAGCUGAAGGUCCAGCUCAUCAUGGUCAUCGGCGCACCGAUGGCGGUAGUCUUGGGUUUCCAUUCCAUAUGCCGACCGCGGGUUCAACACAUCCUCUCCCUCCCGCUGCAAGAGCUCUACCUACAGAAUCCCGCAUGGAGCCUCGGCCUGCGCGGCAUGGACGACGGCAAGAGUUGGGUCAUCCCGCUCGACACGGAGGGCAUCGACAGGCGGACACGGCACAACGCCAGCACCCGGGCGCUCACGCACGACCCUGCGGUGGUGGCGAGCUGGUUCCUGCAUGCGAGGGGAGAUUAUAAUGGUGGGACGUUCUCUGUGACCAUGGAGUUUGACGUCCUUGGGUCGCCCCAUCUCGAUUAUAAGUAUGUGCUCGCUAUGUCAGAUCCUGAUUGGGAGAUGCGGUACCUCGCCCAGAAGAUGAGGGAGAGGGUCGACAGGAACCGCCGCCAGCUGGGCUUCGACGAGGAACCUCCCGAGUUCCUCAAGACCGUGCUCGUGUUCUUGAAUGAGCUGAAUCACUCGAACGACAUGUCGGAUUUGCGCUUCAGGUUUGAGAGCCUGUCCUCGGUUUGAUAUGUUGAAUGGUUUCUUUCACUGUUAGCAGAGUGUA
Messenger RNA from Laetiporus sulphureus 93-53, 1093 nucleotides. RefSeq lists its product as uncharacterized. NCBI's taxonomy places the organism in Eukaryota, Fungi, Basidiomycota, Agaricomycetes, Polyporales, Laetiporaceae. The transcript has 3 exons. The annotation marks the transcript as partial. The record is from RefSeq and is a predicted model, not a curated record.